This is a messenger RNA of Eruca vesicaria subsp. sativa (arugula), 231 nucleotides long. The record is from the annotation of a GenBank genome assembly. NCBI's taxonomy places the organism in Eukaryota, Viridiplantae, Streptophyta, Magnoliopsida, Brassicales, Brassicaceae.
AUGAGUGAUGGUAAAGAACCUGAAGUUGAUCCAGGUAAGAUUUGUCCAAGACGAGAAGAUAUCGAAGGAAACUGCAAAGAUGAUGGGGUGAAUGUGUGUGCGAAGUAUAUGUCGACAACUUACAAGAGUAAUUAUUUUAACUGCACAUGUGAUAAUCUCUUUAUGUUAGAUAAGAUCAAGCGUUAUUGCCGAUGUGAGGAACUAUGCAGCGACGUACUUCCACCUCGUUAA